CUUUAUUACAACAGAGCUAUAAGCAACUUCUUUAGUUUGCGAAACUUUUUUGGACUGCUCUCGUAACCAUUUAAGUGCAAUUGUUUACAUAUUUUAGUAAAUUAGUAACUUGACAAAUUCAUUUUACUUUUAAUUUAAGUUUGAAUUACCGGUAAUAAAAUCUUUUAAAUUUCACAUGCAUUCAUUGUUUACGUUCUAGUGAUUUAGCAAUGAAUGGGUGUAAAAAUAUUUGCUACAUUAUCAUGAAAUGGACUAAAAAUUCAGAGAUGCCUAACUUAAAACUCUAUUGUAAUAGCAAAAGUGUCCUAUGCCUGAACCAAUAAGGAGUAAGAUGCCUUUCAAAUUGAAACUUAAAAAAAGUAGACAGUACAACGUGUCCUCAAAGAAUUUAUUUGUACUAUCAGUUGAAUUGCUGGAUAAUACUACAGUCGAGUGUACUCUGUCUGCCCAAAGUCUUGGCCAAGAAUGUCUCAAUAAUGUUUGUCAAAGACUUGGACUCCAACAGCCGCAGUUUUUUGGUUUGAAAUUCCUGUCAAAGAAAGGCUCUUUUUGGUGGGUGGAUUUAAAAAGACCGUUGAAGAGGCAACUUGAUAAAUAUGCCCUUGAGAGUUGCAGUCUCUAUCUGGGAGUCAUGUUUUUUGUGGCUGAUGUAAAUAUUCUUCAUGACGAAGUAACCAGGUAUCACUAUUUUCUUCAGUUGAAAUCUGACAUCCUAGAAGGAAAACUGCGCUGCAACGAAGAUCAAAUGAUCCUUUUUGCUAGCUAUAGCUUACAAGCUGAGUUUGGGGAUCAUGAUCCUGAAAGGCAUACAACAGAAUACCUCUCUAAUUUUGGUCUUUUGCCAAAGCAAAUUGCAGGCAACAAAGAGAAUGCUAUUUUAGAGAGAGUCAUUCUGAGUCACAGAAGUCUCCAAGGAAUGCCACAGCAACUUGCAGAAGUGUAUUACAUCAUGGAAGCCCAACAUCUCAAUGGUUAUGGAUUAGAAUGUUUUGCUGCUAAAGAUCAUGCUGAUAAUUCCAUUAUCAUUGGGGUAUUGUUCAUAGGCAUUUAUAUAUGGUAUCUUAACAACCAACCAUCGAUUUAUUUUUCGUGGGAACAAAUAAUAAAUCUAGUCCAUCAUAAAAGGUGUUUCAGCAUUGAACACAGAAAUGCUUCGAAAGUUUUGCAGAUAUAUUUAGAUGAUUCUCAUUUUGCUAAGUAUGUUUGGAGAACGUGCAUUCAACAACAUGGCUUCUACUCCAGAAAUGAAGGUGUCCUCAAUAGUCCUGUUCCUGAGCAAUUAGUAGAACUAAAGCCACCUAAUAUAUAUAAUCGUCCAGCUGAAAACAAACCUCAGAGUGCAAUUCAAGACAGUCAUGAGUCAUUAGAUGGAUUAGGUGUCUAUCACACUGAUCAACCUUUUAAUGAAAAUGUUCAAACAAUGUCCAAUCAGCAGCCUGAUAACACUUCUUGCAAGGUUCUCUCUUCCCACCCACCUCCCAUAUCUGCACGCAACAGUAACUCUUGCAUUUCAUCUACAAAUGGAGAUUCUGCUCACUCGAUUUAUUCACAGUCGGCCCUCCGACGCGCGUCUUCGUCUGAUGCAUCCAUUCAUCGCAGCUUAGCCAGCAUCCAGGAGACUGAUACGAAACCUGUGUCCUCAGUUUUACCGCUCUAUAGACAAGCUCCAGAUUAUGACACUGCAGUUAAGUUAAAAUACGGCCUUCAGAGUUAUAGCACUGGAGAUAUGUCUGCUAGUCAUUUAUAUCAAUCAUCCCCCACAUCCAAUCCUGUUGAGAGCGUACAUCCUGCGCAACAACAACAAUCUUAUAGUCAGUACAAAAAUUAUGUUGAUCUCUCUCUCCUUAAUAUGUGUGAUGGAGAAAAAGUAGAUCCAAAAAUGCUUUUUAGGAGCAGUCGGGAUCCUCCUGUUCAUACGUACAGUUCUCCUGAUCUUGCUGUUCCUCAUGAAAACACCUCAAAUCCUCUCCAUCACUUCAAACCACCUCCACCUUAUCCUUACAUGCAAAGAUCUAGCUGCAGUACACCUGAUUUAACUAGAAAUAGUGUCGUUUCAACCAAUCCGUCGGCAGUUUUGAACAAACCAAAUUUGCCUUACAAGAUUGUUUCGGUGGGAUGUGCCAAAGUCGUCACCUCCAAUCCGAUUCAGCAGCAGACCGUAGCCUCCACUAAGUUGGUAGACUCGCAAAACAAUCUCCCCACUCACUCCUAUGAGAACUGCAAGGCCUCGGAAGCCGAAGGGCCGACCAGACUCGCAAUCAGGAGGGACAGCAAUCGACCUUCUUCCCUCAAGAUGGAAGGUGGAGAGGAGGCGGACCCCCUGAUGGGACCUAUGCUUGUUGCAGCUAUGAAUGGACUCUGUUUGUCUAGGCCAAAUUUUUUGGCUCCCACUUUGAGUACACUCAGGAUUCCAAAUGAUACUAGGAUCCAGGCUCUGGAGAGCAGGCUAUCUGAAGGUCAAGUGUUUCUUGAGUUUGAAAGAAUUCCAAAAAAGAAGCCCAACGCAGAUUUCACGACCGCCCUCCUGCCGGAAAAUGUUCUGAGGAAUCGUUUUAAAGAUGUCUUCCCCUAUGAAGAAAACAGAGUUCGCCUCACUCCAACUUCAGAAAACAAAACUGGUUACAUAAAUGCUUCUUAUCUAAAUGUGUCCAUAGGAUCCAUGCAAAGGUUCUAUAUAGCUGCCCAGGGUCCUCUUCCCAAUACACUGUACAGCUUCUGGCAAAUGGUAUGGGAAGAUCAUGUCAUGGUUAUUGUCAUGCUAACAGAUGUUCAAGAGGAAGGGCGUGAGAAGUGUUUUCCAUAUUGGCCCCAAGAAGAUGGUAAUAAACUCCAAAUUGGAGAGUUCCAAAUCACAAGGAACUUCAGCAUGUCAUCUUCCACCUACACAACGUGUUCGCUCUCAUUAUCUCAUGUCAUCUCACACCAGCAGAGACCUCUAUGGCACAUCCAAUAUACAGACUGGCCCGACCACAGCUGCCCCCACGACCUCCCAGGUUUCAUCUCUUUCAUGGGAGAAAUGGAUGCAGUUCGAAGGCAUGCAGCAGCAGACAGCCGCCAGCCUGUACUUGUACAUUGUAGUGCGGGUGUUGGACGUUCUGGUGCAGUUCUUCUCUGUGACAUUAUGCUUCAUUGUCUCGAUCAUAAUCAGGCUGUGGAUGUGCCAAAAGUUCUGACCCAUCUCAGAUUUCAACGUAUGUUGACCGUCCAGACAUUAGCUCAAUACAAGUUUGUCUACACAGUUCUCAUCCAGUAUCUCAAGAACUCAAGACUCAUUUAGUUUCAUUUUUAACAUACUUUUACGCUAGACAAACGAGCAUACCACACAUUCCUGAAAGGAUUUAGCCUUGUAUAAACAUUGCAGGAUGUUCUGUAAUGACCGCUCUUGAUACAUGUUUUUAGAGUCCUUUUUCAGAAGUGGUGAUUAAAAAAAAUAAACGCACUGAGGUUUGCAACUUAAAAAUGUAUGGCGUAAAAGUAUUAGUUAACAAAUGUGUAAGCAAAAUUGAACCUAACUUUUUAAAAAAAUUAUUUUUCUUCAAUAUUAAUAGAAGGAGGAAAUUAAAAUAAUUUUGAGUUGGCUUGAUAUUGAAAUUUUGGUUUUAAUUCUUUGUUAAAUUAUUAUUACAGAGUCAAUUACAAAUCUUAAUUCUCAUGAAAAAUUUCUAUGUAUAGAUUUGCAUGAGAAAUCUGUAUUAUUUGGAAUAGGGAAGCUCUUUUAGUUAAAAAAAAAAAGGACUCGCAAAUUCGCAAGUCUUGAGUUAAGGACCCAUAGUUUUAAAAGUAUAACGGAAUCAUUGCUACAGUAAAUUAACAAAUCACUACCAAGACAGAAAGGAAUUAAAAUAAACCUAAACCAAUGCCAAUUUGAUUGUCUAAUGAAUCCUGUUUGAAUUCUCCUCUGACAACUCUUUGAUGUUUUCAGUCCCGACCUCCUUCAAAUAUGAUUUGUUAGAUUUUUAAUAGUGUUUUCGUUUUUUUCUUUGCAUGAGUGUUAACUUGUGAUCCUCCGUGUGUUUAUUUUCUUGUCCUCUUUCUGGUUUUUUAAAACA
Parasteatoda tepidariorum (common house spider) is the source of this 4049-nucleotide messenger RNA. Lineage: Eukaryota; Metazoa; Arthropoda; Arachnida; Araneae; Theridiidae. The record is from RefSeq and is a predicted model, not a curated record.